AUGUUCACUGGAACCUUUCGAACUAGUGAACAACCUGUUCGUUUUGUUCUUGAGAAUGUAUAUUUAAAUGAGCUUCAUGCUCUGAGGCGCUUUGAAAUCAGUAACAUUUCACAGUAUACAAUACUUGUAAAAUUACGAUCAAACCUUGGAUCCCAGAUAGCCUUUCAACUUUCCAACGAAAAUCUUCCAGAUCUAGACUCUCGUGAUGCUUGUUCGCCUGAUUUACCAACUAGUUUAUCUGAGAAUCCUUUAACAAAUAUUACGACAAAUACUGUAGCUGCUGCUGCAUUUGGUGCCUUCUGUGACAAUGUUAAUGGUUAUAAAUUCAAUCAGCUUUUCAAUUAUGUUAAUCAUAUCGAUGAAGUUGAAAUUCCUCCAAGCUCUUCUCAAAAAGUCAUAUUAGCCUUCUUACCCGAACCUCUUUAUAAAGCUCAAAGAUCAGAAAUGAAUCAUUCUUCUGAAUUACAAUCAACCGAUAAUGUCACUGGGCCAACAACUUCUGACAAUAAUCAAGAUGACACUGAAGAAACAACAGGAGACUCAAACAUUUUUGCCACUUCAACAGAAGACGAAACUUAUGAUUUUUUUGAAGUCAAUGGACUUUUAUUCUUUUUUGUAUAUAUUAUAGAUAAUAUUAAUAGUGACAUAGAUAAUUCUUCUAAGCAUAAUGAAACGCAAAAUUUAAUUUCAAAUCGCACCUCAUCACCAUCUAUAAAUGUGACAUAUUAUUCCGAAAAUGAUCAAGUUAAUAAUUUAAACAAAAUUAUUAUUGACAAUUCAAUUUAUCGUGAUGUCGAUAAUAUCAGUAAUACAAAUAAAGCAGAUUAUCAGGUCACCAUAAAAUUUCAUUCAACUGUUUGUAAAUCAGUAUUAUGGACAGAUGUUGGAGAGACAGGAAUUAAUUUUGAUGACUGUGUGAAUGGUGGCACCUACUUCAAAGAUUUUACAAUUUGGAAUAGAUCAGAAAUCGAGUUAUAUUGGCUUUUAAACACUGUGGAUCUAACAAAUUCAAAAAGUGAAGAUAUGUUGAAAUUUACAGAUUAUGAUACUGGUGAACCAUUAGAUUCCAAACCAAUACCAAGUUACUCUCAUAGAAGAAUUAGAGUCACUUUUCGACCUAAAGAGAUUGGAGAAUUUAGUUAUGAUCUGCAAUUGGAAAAUGCUAACGAUCCAUCUAAUGUUUUGCAGAGUAGAAUCCAUGCUGUUGUAAGAUCAGUAUUAAGAGAAGAACUAUUAGUUGUAAGUAGUGUAAAUAAUAUUCUUGAUUUUGGUGACUGUUGUGCAGGAGUAUGGAGUAAACAGCAAUUGGUUUUAAAGAAUGUCAGUGAAGUACCAUUAGAAAUUCAUUUUGGAGCAGAGAAUGCAGAAGUUCAAUUUCAUCUAAAAACAGAUGAUUUAAUAAUAAAUUAUAAUAGAUUUGAUAUUGAUGAAUCUAGAACAUCUUACCAUCAAAUAACUGGUAUUGAUGUUUCUUCACCAACAAACACCCUUAUCAACACAAGUUCAACAAGUGAAAUAUCACGUGCUGGUAGUGAGAUAAGUUCUCGCACCACUUCACCUACUCCUCCCAUUCAAGAAAGUGACAAAUUUGAUUCAUCUUCGGGAAUUUCUUCUUUAUUAAUUAAUAACCAACUUAAAUUUCAAACAUCAGGGUUAAUAAAUAGAAGUUUUGAGAAUAGUAUAAAUGAUUCAGAUUUAGAACCAUUUGUAAAUAAUUCAUUAAUUAAUGAACAAUCGAUCAAAGGGUUAUCAGACAAUUAUGAGUUAUAUCCAGAUAGUCCAGAUGGAUUGGCACAAAUAGAAGAAGUUGUAUUUGGGCCAGGAAAAGAAAGCACUGUUCAAGUUUCUUACCGUCCAGAAAAAGAUGCCUCAGCAAACAAUUACAAGGCAGGCAUUCUGACUCGCCGUACAUUUCGUAUUAUAUUAAAAUAUUCACCUCUGAAUUUAGCAUCAACCAGCUUGAGUUCAAAUGAGCAAGAAAGAAAAAUUAUUCAAUGUAGGGCUCGUAGUUGUACCUCUUUUGUCAAAGUUAGCCCAAAAGAAGUGAAUUUUGGUGACACUGAUGUAGGCACACUUAAAUCCAUCCCAAUUACCAUUUAUAAUUUAUCUGAAUUAACAGCUAGAGUCAAAUUAGAAUUUGUUUCCAAGGUGUUAAAUUGCAUCAGGAAUGAAAUAGUUAUUCCUCCAAAACUUUCAACAGAAAUUAAACUUGAUAUGUAUCCCAGGAAAGUUAAUGUUGAUUACCGCAAACAAAUAACUGUUGUUAAUUUACAAAAUCGUGAUAAUGAUCAAAUCAUUGAAGUACAUAGUACAAAUAUUGAUAAAAACCGUGUCACUUUCCAUUCCUUGUUCUAUCGAAUUUUAACAUCUACUGGAAGCAACUUUAUUGAUUUCGGAACAACUGUUGUCAAUUCACCAAAUAUCCGUACAUUUACCAUUGACAAUAUCAGCACAAAAAAAUUGAUUUUAGAGAUAACAUCAUCAUGGCCCGAAGAAAUACUAAUUUAUCAAAAACAUCCAAAGGCCGAGGAAUUGUCUCAAACAAUUAACCCGUUAUUAGACAAUAUAAAUGAUGAAGACAUUGUUAAUGGAAAUAUUGAAUCAGAAACAUCUAGAUCCAAACUAGAAAGACGAGAAAAACUUUUAGAAUCAAUAAGAGAUCGGCGAUUGUCAAAAAAACAUCAUAUCAACAACAUUGAAACAACAUCAACUAGUGGAAUUUCCUUAACAAAUACUUUAGUUGAUGAAUUUCAUAGUGUUGUUUCUAACAAAAGACAUGCAUCACAUGCUUUUUUAGAUAAUUCUAUAACAGAUAUAUCAUCUUCAUCCAGUGCUGCUUAUUUGGAUUUAGCAGGAUCACCAAAUUUAGAUCCAAAACAUUCCCCAAGAAAGAGACCAUUAAAAACCUCAUUAAGUAAAACAAGUGGAAUGGGAGUCAAUAAUACAAUAGAGAGAAUCAACAAGAAUAUAAAUCCAGUUAUGACUAAUUCAAUAAGUUCAACUGCUAUUAGUUUUUACAAAAAAAAUUCAAUCAAUACUACAACUCAUCUCAUUAGAAAUUCUGGCUUCAACUUAAAUGAAAAUAACGUAGCUGAUACAACCAAGGAAAAUACUGAAGGAUUGCAAUACAAAGAGUCAAAUAAUAAUAAUAUUGGGGGAAUUGUAUCAUCAGCAACUCACUCAAAAGUACCUCCUGACUCUUCAAGAUUUUCAUGCAUGACUUUAGAUACAUUGAUUAGUACACUUGAAACUAACAAUCCUACAUCACCACUACUGUUUCCAAAAUCAACUGCAGAAGAGGCACAUGUACGUAGACACAUUGAAUUACUUUUGGAAUUAGAAAAGCGAAUCAGAGACCAACAAUUGGUAUCAGUUAGGAUGGUGGAAAUUUCACCUUCUAGUGAAUGUCAGAUAAUUGUUAUUUCCACACCAAAAAGUCACAUUAGGAGUAAUGUACAAGGAUCUCCAAAGAAAUAUGAUGCCAAAGUAUUCUUACGUUUAAUUGACUUUGAUCGAGAGAUCCAACAACCUCAGUUUGAAAGUUUGUUGCAUGGUGACCAAUCUCAAAUUCCUGUAAGAGAACUCAUGGUCAAUGUUACUUUGUGUCAAUCUAUCAUGGAUUUGGGGCAAAAGAACAUAAACUUUGGAAAUAUUGAUAAGCAUGAACGUCGUAAAAAAACUAUUAUUAUACAAAAUAGAAGUGAAAUUCCUUUGUUGUAUAAUAUUCGCAAAUCUGGAUCGAUUGCUUCUGGUGACAUUGUAUUUAGAGUUGGAAAGUCUGGUGUUGUUCGUGGAUAUGGUAAAAAGGAAGUAGAAUUCACUUUUAAUCCAAGUCUUGCAGGCCAAUUUCAUGAAAAACUCAUGAUUGAAAAUGUCCAAGAUCGUGAUAAUAAUCAAGUUCUUUCAUUAAAAGCAAUUGUUCGCAAACAAUCAAACUUUACCAUUCAACCUUUAAAUAUAAAUUUUGGUGUUUGCUUGAUCAAUGAAAGUUGUACACAAGUUCAACAAAUUACUAUCUGCAAUACAAAUAAACAGUCAAGAAUGUUUGAAGUUCGGGUAGAUCCGCUUGAACUCAAAUUUAGUUGGUUUAUUGCAGAGUUGAAUUUUUUUGUUCCUGAAGAAAAAGAUGGAAAUUCUAAUGUCACAGGUAUAAUUAGCAAAGAGAUGGAAGAAGAAAUAGAAAGUUUGGAACAAAAGGUUAAAAUUGCUAGGCGUAAAGGUCACGAAGAAAAGGUUAAAAAGUUAGAGAAAAAACUUGCCAACUUACGAAGAGGAGAAGCAGGCGGAGAGAUUAUUUAUGAAAAUGAACCUUUAGAUAAUGAUGAUAUUAGAUCCUUAAAUGACUCAAAAGAAGAAAGAAUUGGAAUAUUUCAUGAUGGCAAAUCAACAUCUUCUGAAGAAAUCCCUGGUAUUGAUAGUGCAACUAUGACUAAUAGAAAAUUAUUUCAUGCUGAAAAUUUUUUAGAAAAGCAGUAUAGUCGAACAUCUAAUAACAAUAGCAAUGUUGGUCAAGCGAAAGAAGCAAAUAAAUAUAAGAAAACCUCUUCAUCAAUUAUUUUUUCAAUUAAUUCAAGGUCAUCAAAAACGAUUUCUGUUUAUUUUCGAGCCAUUAGAAUCAAUGUACAAACUGAAUUUGAUGACUCAUUGGAUGCGGAUCAAAUUUCUCAAGAAAUCAUUAAUGGUCGUAUAUUUGUUCAUGAAUAUAAAAAUACGGAUGUUACUAAGCAUGUUAAUUUCAAAGCUGUAGUUUGUAAUGACCAUUCUAGAACAGUUUUUAACUCAACCAAUGAAGCAGUCGAUUUAGAAUUUCCUGGAAAAGGAAAAGUUACUUCUUCAUCAUCAUUGUCGAUGUUACAACAGGGACAAUCUCAUUUGAUUAGCUCUCCUGCUUUGCAAGGGUUUGAUACCACUUCAACAGCAUUUACCAAUAUAUCACCAGUUAUCGAAUUGCCUCAAUUUCAAUUAUCUGAACAUAUUGGGCUAGAAAUUCAAAAUCUAUUAUUGGAACCCAAAGUUCUUGAUAUUGGAAGGCUUGAAAUUAAUCAAAGUCACAAUUAUUAUUUUAAAUUAUUUAAUAAAAGUGAUACCACCCUGAAAUAUGAAAUUAUUAUACCAGAAAAAGAACAAGGGUUUUUUUUCUUUGAGAAAAUCAUUGAUAGUUUAUCACCAAAUGACAUUCGUCGUGUAGAUUUUACUGUGAUUGCAAAUUCAGUUGGACAUCAAGCACAUUCAUUAAUUAUUCAUAAUUGUGUUACCAAUUCUGAGCUUAGUUUUACUUUACAUGGCUAUGUACAUUAUCCUCGAUAUUUGAGAUUUCCCUCACUUGGUGAUGAUGGGCAAUCUGUUUUAAAUUUAGGAUACUGUUAUGUGGAUCCUGGCAGGAAAUUUUCGCAAGUAGCACCUUUGAUAGUGGAAAAUAUUACUGAAGAUGAUGUUUACAUAACCUGUCAAAGUAAUUUAUCAUUACAAGUUUCAGUAUUUCUUGAUGAAAACGGAGAAAAAGGUCAAGUUGUGGAAACUUUACUAAAAAAAAAAUCCAUGAUGACAGUUUGGGUGGCCCUACAACCUAAUUUACUUGGCGGUAUUCCUACUACUAGUAGAAGGACCUCUUCUAUCAAUGCCAACAAUACAGGAAGUUUGCAAUCCGUAACAGGAACUACAAAUUUGUCUGAUCGAAAUGCAAUAGCUAAUGGUGAAUGUCGAGUAUUGAUUGGUGGAAUAAAAUUUUCAGUUCAAGUUUUAGAGGGCAUCCCUUCAAUUUCACCAAGCGCUAAUUUUGCGCAGGAUAUAAAAGGUCAAGAGAACAAAACAGAGUCAUAUACUGUGAUUACUCAAACAGUUAAAUUUACUUCUUUAAUUGGCCUAUCCACACUUUCAGUAUCAAAAACUUUAAUAAACUUGGGAACUACAAAAAAGUUGGGAGGAAUAUUUUAUGGCUCUUUUGACAUUCGUAAUGUGUCAAGUCGUCUUCCUUUAGAUUAUUCAGUUGAAUGUUUAAGUGGUAAUAUAAUUCUGGAUUGUGCAGGAGGUUCGUUGGAAGGCUGGGAAUUAAAAGGCACCUCAGAAGUGGAAGUUCGUUUAUUUGUAGAUAAUGAAGAUCUUUGCUUUUUAACAAAAGAUAAUCAACAAUUAUUAAAAGGUAAUAAUAAUUUGGAGAGAGCAUUAUUAGACAAAGAAAAUGAUAAAUUAUCAUCCAUUGAAUGGAACAAUAUUUCAGUAACAAUCGCUGGCCCCUCUUCUGAAACACAAAAUUUUGACUUGGAUGUUUCUAAUUGUGAAAUGAAUUUGAAGGCGAUAAUUCAAAAAGGUUAUCAAGCAAAAACAGUCCCAUUAUAUGAACAAUGUAUUGAGAUAUCUAAUCAAUCAACAACAAAGACCUUAAAGAUAUUUCCAACUAGUGAUUUAGCUGUUCAAGUUCGAUGGGCUCCUUUUGGUGAAGUAAAAAUAAUUGAAAUGUUCGAUAAUGAAGUAUCGGAUAAAAGUCAAAUCCCAUUUAAGAUUUGUGGCAAAUUAAUUGAGCUAAAGCCAGGUAAUAAGGCCCACCUUUAUUUAAGUUGUCCACAGCCUAAUUUUUUAUCUUCAGAAGAAAUAAAUACGCUAGCAACAGGGCGUAAGGUUACUGUUAAAGGGACCUUAUUUUUGAAUGAUCAAAACCAAGAUAUGGUAGUUAAAAUGGUCAAUUUGAUAGCCGCCUUUUGUGUGCCUAAAGGUGAAAUUAAUAUCAACUAUAUAGAUCUUGGAAAAAUUGGACUUUCUAAUUCUUGGGCUGGCAUCAAAUUUCAAUUCACAUUGUGUAAUAUUUCUGAUAUUCCUCUAAAUUAUGAAUUGCAAAGCCCCGAUUGUAUAGAAAUUUUAGAUGUUAUUGAUGAUAGCUCAACUGAAGUAAACCAUAGUGUCGUCUCUUUAAAACAUAAGGUAGAACCACACAUUGAUCAGACAAUUACUGCUGUUCUCAAGCCUCAUAGAAUUGAAAAUUAUGCUCCAGGCGAACAAUUAUUUGUUGUAAACAUUUUGAAUAUGUUUAAUCCACUUAACAUCAUGACUUUGAAAGUUAAAGCAACACUUACAUCAUUUGAGCUUAUGUUUGAUAGAUUGAUACAAGGCGAUCUUGUACUUCCUAUCCUUUAUCAUCCAAUUUCCUUUUCUGAUCAUCCUUGUGAUGAAUGGUUUACAAUUUUCAAUAUAACAGACCAAGAUAUUCGCUUUGAGAUUGGUGCCGAGCUAGCGCCUGAUAUUUCAAGUUUUCUUAAAAUUGAAAUUCUUUCAAGAUUUUCUAAUACACCAUUAGUCGGAGGAGUUUCAAUUUGUGCACAUGGCUCAAUAGAAGUAAGAGUGCGUGCUUAUCCUAUUGAAACCAAAAGAAUUCCUCGUGAAUCAUUAUAUUUAACAAAUCAAGACGGUGUUACUUUUGGCAAAUUAUGGGUUGCUACUAAGCAGGCAAAUAAUGAAGAUGAUAAAACACAGAGGAUUGAAAAAACUAUAACUAUACGUGGUGUAAUUGCUGAAUCUGUUAUUUUUACUAUUUCACCCAAAAAACUAUUUUUUAAAACUGAAUGGAUUUCUUCAGAUAACGAACUUAAUAAUGAAAUUAUUAAAGGAACCAAUAGAUCAUUUCCAGGUAUUGGAAGCAAGACACAACUAUCACAAGAUGAUUCUUUAGAUAGUUACAGUACUGAAGAAGAUUUAAUUCAGAGAGACCAUCUUAUUAUUACAAACAUUUCUAGCAAGCUUCCGCUUUAUUUUAAGGUGCAAGUUGAAGGUCCAAUGGAGCUUUCUGUGAACGAUAUUAUUAAUAUAUUUCCUUUAGAUGAAAAUAAUUGUGGAGUUGUUGAGGCUAAACAAAAGCUUAUAUUGGGUAUCGAACUUGUUGAUACUUCAGCUGUUGUUUCUGAGGAUAUAAAAAUCCACAUAAUUGAUUUAAAAUCAUUAUCUGAACAAAAGAAAACAAUUGUUGUUAAAAUUGAAUCUGAUACAAGGGAGCAUCGCUCAAAAGUAAAGAAGGAACAUUGGGUUGAAGAAGGAGCCGAGACUAUAUCUGAACAAAAUAAUGAUACAGUUCUUAAACUCUUGGCAAAUUCAUUGGAUAAAUCACUUCAACACUUGGACCAUUCUCCAAGUUUGCCUUUUAUAAUUCUACGCGGUUGUAAAAGAAUUGGCGAAGUUACUGAAAUUGGUGGCAGGUAUGAAUUGGAUCUUGGGCAACAGGAUCUAGGUUCACCAACAAUAACAAAAAAACUGACCCUUGAAAAUUCUACGCACGAAAAAAUUUCAUAUCAUAUUAAAACUGUCUUUGCAAAUGAUAAGAAUUGGCUUAAUAUAAGUCGAAUUGAAGGCACAUUAGAGUCAUCAACAGGAGAACAUCAUCGUCAAUAUAACAAUGUCCACACUAUUACACUGAGUUUUUUAACAAAUACAAGGAAUGUAUAUUCGACUUAUGUGAUUAUUAAAAAUAUGAGCAAUCCUUCGGAUACAAAAACUAUACGCGUAAUGAUGGAGAUUGUAGCAAGACAAAAUAUAAAAAGAGGAGUCAAUGUAUCAUUGGAAAAUAAUAACGUUUUUGAUGUAUAUGUGAAUGGAGUAGAUAUUAGUCAAUCAUGGAUUGAAAUGCUUAAUCUUUUUUAUGGAACUGAAUACACUGCACGUAGCAUGGUCAUUUAUAAUAGAGAAAGUGUUCCUUUAGAAUUCACGUUUCAAACAAAUCUUGAUUAUGAUGAUCCAACAGAAAUAGUUUUUUCAACUUCAAGAAUGUCUGCAAAGUUGUUCAAAACACUAACAGUUGAGCCUGAAAGUAAUGUUAGAGUUUAUAUCUGUGUAAGACCACUUCCUUCUCAAACAAUACAAGAAUCACUUCAAUGUGGAGAACAAAGAGAUACCAAUUUGGUCGAAGAAAAAAACAUUGAAAUUUACGUAAAUUGCAGGCUUGUAAAAGAUUUCCAAAAAAUAAUAAUGUUAAAGGCUGAGUGUAGGAUGCCUUCUUUACAAGUUACUUAUUGUGAGAUGGAAGCUUUGAUGGGUAAAAUUCAUCAUAAUGAAUCUGAUAACAAAGAUGAAGAUGAAUGGAUUAUUAAUUUUGAUCCAGAAUAUCGUGAAAUAACAAUUACAAAUUUAUUAGAUUCUCCUUUGGAAUAUGAAAUUGUUAAUGAUACAAUGUAUUUUACUUUGGAAUUUUCAAAUAACAAAAAGAAAGUAGAUCCAAAGUCUUCUCACAAUGUUAUUGUUCGCCCAAAUCUAAAGAGUUUAGCUAAAAAUAUAGAAAGUGUCAGAAGAGAAAAAUAUAUUCAAGAAAAUAUGACAGUUUAUAAUCGAAAUAGACCUUCAGAAAAUUAUUGGAUACCGUUAAGAAUAAGUUUUGGAUAUAUAUCAAACUUUCAGUUGGCAUCUGGUUACAAAGUGUCAUACGCAUUUAGUGUUUUAGAAAAUCAUACUGUUUGUUUCUUAAGUGAUUUUAAUAGGAACAUACAACUCUUUGAUUUAUUAAAACAAAAACCUGAUGAGUUAGUAUAUUAUGCCACUAUUAAAACUGGCGAAAAUUGGUUUCAACUUGCUGGUUUACUUUUCGGGACAAUAUUAAGUAAUAAUAUUUUCCAGAAGCAUGGGCCUUUAUACCUUAAAAGAUCACAUGCUAACCAUACAUCAAAUAAUGAACAAGGAGUAUGGUCACCAGAAUUAGCAAAAUGGGUUGCAGCAUUAAAUUAUUUUAUAUCAUUUUUUCCAUAUCGAAAUCCAAUGCUUGAGACUUUAAAGGAACUUCAUAAAAAUAUGAUAAUAAUUCCACCAUCUGCAAUUUCAAAUUGA
Messenger RNA from Entrophospora sp. SA101, 9795 nucleotides. The record is from the annotation of a GenBank genome assembly. Lineage: Eukaryota; Fungi; Glomeromycota; Glomeromycetes; Entrophosporales; Entrophosporaceae.